Eucalyptus grandis is the source of this 3758-nucleotide messenger RNA. RefSeq names its product disease resistance protein RPV1. Gene Ontology annotation, molecular function: protein binding. Gene Ontology annotation, biological process: defense response. The record is from RefSeq and is a predicted model, not a curated record. The coding region runs from base 26 to 1153 and encodes 375 amino acids. The transcript has 3 exons. NCBI's taxonomy places the organism in Eukaryota, Viridiplantae, Streptophyta, Magnoliopsida, Myrtales, Myrtaceae.
UGACAUUGACAACUGGGACCAAAUCAUGAGGCUUGCAGGUGAGCCCAACUGGUUUGGUGGGGGUAGUAGAAUCAUCAUAACAACAAGGAAUAUUGAAUUCUUGGUAAAGGAAGGUGAGGAUGACAAUCUCCCAAUCCCUAAUGGUGGACAAUUUUCAUUCUACGAUAUGCUGGAGAUGAAUUCACAUUAUUCUCUUGAACUUUUCUGUGAGCGUGCCUUGGGAUGUGCCAAGCCUCCGCUUAGUUACAUGGAUAUCACAAAAAGGCUAAUCGAUGCACUAGGAGGACUUCCAUUGGCUCUCAAUGUCGUAGGUUCCACGCUCCGUGGAAAAUGCCCAAGUACAUGGGAAAAUGCCCUAUGUAAGUUAAAGAAGGUGAUGAAUGAGGAUGUCAAGAAGAAGCUGAUGAUAAGCUAUGAAGCAUUAGAUCAUAAUCAACAACAAAUUUAUCUUGAUAUUGCAUGUUUCUUCGUCAACGAAAAGAAAACAAUUGUAGUUAAAUAUUGGGAUGUGAUUUUUGGGUAUUCGACCGAAAUCGAGGUCAAUAUCCUCAAGCGCAUGUCUUUGAUAAAAAUAUCCAACGAUAAUAAACUAUGGAUGCAUGACCAACUUAGAGACCUUGGAAGGAGUAUCGUCCAUCCAGAAAGUGGCGAAAUCCAUAUGAAGGGUACAAGAUUGUGGUCUCCCAAGGAUGCCUUUCAUAUAGUGCGAACAGAAACGGGAACCAAGGACGUAGUGGCGCUCAAUCUUGGUACACUUGACCCCCAUAAGACAUACAUAUUUAAGCGCAAGCAAUUCAUGGGCUUGGUCAAUCUUAGGUUCCUUCAAUUGAACCAUGGAAAUUUUGAAGGAGACUUUAAGAAUGUUUUCUUCGAGUUGAGAUGGCUCUCUUGGAGCAAUUGCCCUUCGAAAUUCCGAGCUACCAACUUUGGGUUGAAGAACCUAACGAUUCUCAUGCUAUAUGGGAAUAACGUUACUGAAGAUUGGGGAGGAUGGUGUCAAAUCAUGCUCCUUCAACACCAUGGUGAAAUGUUCUUUUACAUGGACGUCCAGGCUUUGGCAAGACAUAUUAUUGAUGCUACAACAAUGACUUGUUAUCUUCAAUCCAUAUCAGUAAAAGGGCGAGCUGUGGAUAAGUGCAUCGGUACUUUUUAGCAAGCCGCAAGGGUCUUCUUUUCGACUACAUGGAUGUUUAUUGAGUUCCAUUAUGCAAUCUUGUAUUGAACUCUGUUAUUUCCAUACGUUUCACAAUUUUGUGCUUUCUUCUUUUGCUUUUGUAUGCAUUUAAUAGAGGUCCCUUCAUCUAUGCUAGCAGUCGAAAUAGGAUAAUUGCUAGCAGCAAUGAGGAUCCUACCACUAUAGCCAAGAUGCUCUAAUUGUAUUAUUUUAAACAAUAGCAAUGAGGAUUUUCCCAUAACCAAUGAAGAGCCAAGUUAAAAUGGUUCUUGAGUUUUCUCACGCAUGAAUGAGAGAAUCCUCUAUGAAGAUUAAGAGAAAGAUUAAGAUGUAAGAUAUUUGAAGUUUUCCUCUACUAGAAAUUUGAAAUUUAUGAUCAAAUGUCUACUGGAUCAUAUGUUCUGCAUUGACAGCAUUGAUUUUGUGAACAAACUAGAGAAAUUUUGAAUAUUUGAGAGUAAUGGUAAUUUUAAAAUUACAGGUCUGGAUAUAUUCUCGAAGGCAACAGCUAUUGCACCUUGCCUUCUCUUUUUUCAUGAAUUUGAUUCCAUUGUGCUGAAGAGGGGGCAUGAUAAUACGGGGGUCACUGACCAUGUCAUCAAUAAGUUAGUUUCUUGCAUUCAAUGACACUUAUAAAGUGGUCAUGUGAAAUAUAGUUGAUGGUAUGACUCACUAAUAGUAUGUCAUUCAUUGGUGCAGUUUUUUUUACUGAAUCAGAUGGUGUUGAAGUUUUAAGUGGUGUGUUUGUGUUAGUAGGGACAAGGUAAUAAUUUCGUCUUACAUGGUAACAAAAAGUACUCUCUUUACAUAGCACACUAACUAUAAACUACUGUUGGAAAUUGCAUGGCCAUUAUGAAUGCUUUGCCAAAAAAAUUUCUAUGAAGCAUUUAAUAUGAAGACUGCGUAAUAACCUUCAAGGCAGACUAUUAAAUGCUAGACAUGACUUUUCCUUGAUUUAGAAUUGUUUAACUUCGGAUAGAUAGUAUUGGAUAAACUACAUAUGUAUCAAAGAAGGUAACAAACGACAGGAUUGCUUGAAUUACUUUUUAGUUGCUGAAGUAGCUUACAAGAAGUGUAUUGAAUUGGUCUUGAGCCUCUUCAACAGCAUCAACGGAUGUUGAUCAUUUCAGUUUGGGUGUGCCAAAAUCUUGUGAACUCAUCAUCAUUGACUGCCCAAAGCUCAAUAGAGAUGGAUAAGGUAUGUAUCAUUUGAUUGGCAAAGAUAGUCGAUGAUGGCAAGUCCAUAGAACUAGAGUUCGUUUUUUGCUGUGUCCUGUUUUGUGAGUUUUCUUUCAACUAAGCUUUCAUCUUAGUUCUAGAACCACCGCUUGCAUUCGUUCAUCCUCUUAUCUCUGAGCAAAAUUCCUUUUUCGCAUGUCAUGAACAUGCGGUACUUUCACUUGCCUCCAUGGUGGUGAUGCUUUGCUGGUUUAUGUUGCGCAUCAGCAUAAUGUUGGGGUUGACAUACUUCACGGAACGUAACUUGCUUAGAAAGUAAGAACACUGAAGAUGCUAACAAAUAGGUUUUGUUGAAAGGUAGAGGUGGUUGAGAGUACUGGUCAUACCUUAUGUAGUGUUUUUUCAAUUUCACUACAGAACAAUCAUGAUUUGUGAGGAAUGAAAUUAAGGACUUAACGCCUCAUUAGCGAAAGAGUGAAUUGUUGAUACCUUUUAUGCUGUAUGAGUUAUUUAGUUACUUCCUUCAUGAAGAAUUGGAGGUGCUUUUGUAGUUACUUUUGAACUUACAUUGAGUUUGUUUGUCUCUUUGUUAUUCGUUCAUUCCCUCUUAUCUUAAAUUACCAAACACAGUUGGGGAAGAUGUUGCAAUCCGCCAAAUAAGGCAUUUACGUUCUUGAAUUCUUAUUUGUUGUGUUGAUGGCUUAAUGUGCUAAGUAUUAACCUUAGCUUUCGUUUAUUGAAGUACUUAUUUUUAGUACUCAUGAUUAGCUUAAUCAAAGUACAUCAUUUAUUUCAUAGAUCUUGAUUAAGUCAGUCAAGUAGUAGACGUGUUUGGAAACCGAAACUUGAAAGAUCCGCAACUUCCUUUCAUAUCCUUGAGUGUGCUUCCCACAUACUUCAUGCUGUCUGAUCGCUUAAUUCACUUUAUCUUGCUAGAUGAGGGAUUUGUUAUGUUGUUAAAAAAUGGAGUUGUUCCUCAUACUCAAAAUGUGCAAGGAUCCUAUUAUUAUGAUAUGAGUGUCUUUCUUGAUCGAGUAUCUCGACAAGCAAUACUUAUCUAUGUAGUUGAUUCCCAAGUGUCUGUUCUCCAUUAAGUUGCUUUACUUUUCAUGUAACGUCAAAGUCAUCUUUUUAUGAUAAGCUGUCUAAACCUUCUUUUGCAGAUUGACAAUCAAGUGAAGGGAGCUAGUGGUCAUGUUCUGCAGAAUCUUCAAUGAGAUGAUGGGUUUACCUGAGAUUUUGGGACUUAACUACCUAUUAUUGUUUCCCUGAUGCAUUUUGUAUUCUUGUGAGUGAGGUAGAUUAUGCAUGGAUUUUGUUCAAGAAAGCUUGUAUAAUUGCAUUGGUUGUGUCUGAGCUAUAGCUAUUGUUUAUUCUUUUUGGUGACUCAUAACACCUUUCCUCA